GCCUCUGCUCCGCCCCCAGCGCCCGACCACGGGCCCAGCCGACCGUCGUUCGAUCCCUCAGAGCACUGGAUAUCACAUACGUAUGCGCCCUCACCUCCUACGAUCAGUGUUAUGUCGCCCACGGCCGGGCCACCGUCUACGGUGCAGCCGCUCGGCCCUGCCCCUGGUACAUCUUCCGCCGCUCUUGCCUCGUAUGACCCACUGGUGCACGAGACCGAGCGCUUCCAACGUACGUGGAACAACGCGCAAGACAUUGAAUCCGACGUCGACGCGCUGCAGACAAGCCUGAACCAACUGAUUACCCAGAUGGGCUUCGACCCGUCCCAGCACCCAGUUGACGUCCCGCCCGCGGAGGCCGCCCCCGACUUCGACUUCGACACCUUCCUCAAUGACUUCGCUCAGCAGCAUCCGCCAACGGGGAUGCACGUCGUCGAUGGCGGCGGCGGCGGCGAGUUUGGCAAUUUUGCCUCGCUCGACCACGUCAACGUCGAUGGCACCGAUCCGGCGGAGCUGACCGCGUUCCUCGACGAGGUGGCGUCGCAGGCGUCUGACACCGCGUCCCAGAAGUCGCUCAACUUGAACGCGCCCAGCUCGCCGGGACCAGCGCGCAAGAAGAGGAAGUCCGAGGUGGUGAGCCUUAACGAGAUGUCAGAGCCCGUGAACGGGUCAAACCCGUCCAAACAGUCUACUCCGAUACCAACCGCUCCGAGGCCGAAGAAAAGGAAAUAAAUAUUUUAACCGAUUCAUUACACCAUGUACCAGUUAGAGACUGUUAUAGC
Punctularia strigosozonata HHB-11173 SS5 is the source of this 779-nucleotide messenger RNA. RefSeq lists its product as uncharacterized. Lineage: Eukaryota; Fungi; Basidiomycota; Agaricomycetes; Corticiales; Punctulariaceae. The transcript has a single exon. The record is from RefSeq and is a predicted model, not a curated record. The coding region runs from base 112 to 729 and encodes 205 amino acids.